Messenger RNA from Hypoxylon trugodes, 854 nucleotides. RefSeq names its product DNA directed RNA polymerase. The transcript is spliced from 2 exons. The record is from RefSeq and is a predicted model, not a curated record. Gene Ontology annotation, biological process: DNA-templated transcription. Gene Ontology annotation, molecular function: DNA-directed RNA polymerase activity; DNA binding; zinc ion binding. Lineage: Eukaryota; Fungi; Ascomycota; Sordariomycetes; Xylariales; Hypoxylaceae. Gene Ontology annotation, cellular component: RNA polymerase III complex; RNA polymerase II, core complex; RNA polymerase I complex. Bases 313 to 570 code for a protein of 85 amino acids.
CCCGCAUAACGUUAUCUUCAGCGAUUGUCCUCGGCACAGUACGUACCUUCUAGGUACCUGGGUAAGCGCUAAAAUUCUGCCGCCCCUCGACAUCUCCACCGCCUUUUUUUCAUUAUUGAUUGUCAAUCGGUCCUCCAGCGCAAUCCAUCCUAACCAUCACCAAUACAUCACCUUUGUCUACACAUCGACUUGCGAAACAUCACCGCGACAAGAUAUCCCACGUUUACUCUACAAUUAAGGAACACUACAUACCAUCCGAACCACCUGCAACAUCCCGCGCUUCACCCAAGCAGAGCAAAACAAGAACGAAAAAUGUCCUCCUCAACCCCCCGCGAAACCUACCAAAUCCCCACCUCCUCCCAAGGCGCCUCGGGCAACGCGCCGCGCCCCAGCGCCUUCGACAUCGAUAAUAGCGUCGGCGCGGGCGGCGCCAGCAUCCACUACAUCUGCGGCGACUGCGGGACCAAAUUCCCGCUAAAACGCACCGAUCCUAUUCGUUGCAAGGAGUGCGGAUGUCGCGUUUUGUAUAAGGAGAGGACGAAGCGAAUGGUUCAGUUCGAGGCGCGAUGAUUGAUCAGCGAGCGAAACGAGAGAUGGAUGGUUCAGGCGAGCGAAUAGUUCGGAGACAGCUUUGACGGUUGGCAGUUGAACAAAUUCACUACGGCAGAUGGAUGGUCGGCCCUGAUUUUGCGAUGGGAAUACCAAGCCGUGGCCCAGAGUCUUAGCAUACACCAUUAUGUGAGGAGUUCUACAGGAUGUUUCUAUACUCGCCAACCUCAUCACAAUCAAUACGUUAGGAAAAUGGAGUUUGGGAGUUCAUUACGGCAAAAUGCAUAAGCACUUAAGUUUAGAGA